CAGGUGGAGCAGAGAGGAGGAAAGGGACCAGGACCAAGAUGUUCACACGGCAUGGCGGUGAUCGGAGACAAACUCUACUGUUUGGGAGGCGAGUUAAAACCAAACGAAGCCAUCGACAAAGACCUUUACGUUUUUUACUUCAACACUCACACCUGGUCAAUCGCUCCGGCAAAUGGAGACGUCCCCCGCAUCAGCACUUUCGGCGUCCGUAUGGUUGCCGUGGGAAAUAAGCUCUAUGUCUUUGGAGGCCGCAAUGAAAAGCGCGAGUUCAGCGACUUUUACUCGUAUGAUACGGUGAAAAACGAGUGGAAGUUCCUGACAAAGCUCGAUGUUGAGGGAGGACCCGAGGCUCGUACUUUCCAUUCGAUGGCUUCAGAUGAAAACUACGUGUAUGUAUUCGGUGGGGUGAGCAAAGGCGGCGGGUUGAUGAAAACUCCCGAGCGGUUCAGAACGAUCGAGGCGUAUAACGUUGCUGAUGGGAAAUGGGUUCAGCUACCAGAUCCUGGAGAAAACUUUGAGAAAAGAGGAGGUGCGGGAUUCCUUGUGGCGCAAGGCAAGAUUUGGGUGGUAUAUGGGUUUGCGACUUCGAGUUUGCCUGGAGGAAAAAGCGACUACGAGUCUAAUGCUGUGCAAUUCUUUGAUCCGGCUCUCGGAAAGUGGACAGAAGUAGAGACUACAGGAGCAAAACCUUCCGCGAGGAGCGUGUUUGCACAUGCAGCAGUGGGAAAAUAUAUAAUAAUAUUUGGAGGUGAGAUCUGGCCAGACCCAAAGGCACAUUUAGGUCCAGGGACGUUGUCUAACGAAGGUUACGCGUUGAACACUGAGACAUUAGUCUGGGAGAAGUUUGGAGGAUGCGAUGAACCGGAGAUGCCACGCGGUUGGACCGCCUACACCACUGCCACCCUCUAUGGAAAGAAUGGCCUCCUCAUGCAUGGCGGAAAGCUUCCGACCAACGGCCGCGCUGAUGAUCUCUACUUCUAUGCGGUCAAUUCAGCUUAAUGCGUGUUAAGGUUUGGUUGUUUGUGUGGCUCGUCAAGUGUUAAUUAUUACUAGUAUGAAUAAAUAAAGAGCCAAUUUUAUGUGUACUCUGUUUGAAUUUGAAAUAUGGUGUCAUUGUAUUACGUACGUGUUUAAAUAAAUUAGUGAAAUUGUUGUAUACAAAUUUGUCCAGU
Messenger RNA from Arabidopsis lyrata subsp. lyrata, 1172 nucleotides. RefSeq names its product epithiospecifier protein. The annotation marks the transcript as partial. The transcript has a single exon. Gene Ontology annotation, molecular function: protein binding; enzyme regulator activity. Gene Ontology annotation, cellular component: nucleus; cytosol. The record is from RefSeq and is a predicted model, not a curated record. Lineage: Eukaryota; Viridiplantae; Streptophyta; Magnoliopsida; Brassicales; Brassicaceae. Gene Ontology annotation, biological process: nitrile biosynthetic process.